Cebus imitator (Panamanian white-faced capuchin) is the source of this 1842-nucleotide messenger RNA. RefSeq names its product ankyrin repeat and ubiquitin domain containing 1 (gene ANKUB1). The record is from RefSeq and is a predicted model, not a curated record. NCBI's taxonomy places the organism in Eukaryota, Metazoa, Chordata, Mammalia, Primates, Cebidae. The coding region runs from base 91 to 1440 and encodes 449 amino acids. Gene Ontology annotation, molecular function: protein binding. The transcript has 4 exons.
UCUCCAGACAAUAAGUUCCCUCCUUUUCUCUCCCUUUAGGAAGAAGACAAGCCUACUCUAUACGUGUUCAAUGCUGUAACAGAAGACACAAUGCCAAUAAUGGAGAGCAUUUCCCUUCUUGACAAAAAAGUGUCUGACCUGAGAACACUGGUAACUCUGAGAUGUGGCCUCCCUGUGAGUGUUUACUGUCUCCGAACCCCAAAGGGACUGGAGAUGUAUGAUUGCAACACGCUCAAGGACUACCAGACUGAUAUUGGCACAACACUUCGUUUGGACGUCUGGGAUGGAUGGAAGGAAUUUCUGAUGGGUUGUCUACUUGGACAAAAACUUAAAGUCCAACGCUAUUUAUCAAAAGAAGGACCAGUACUCAAGUAUCAGAAAAGGGUAGCCCUGUACAUUGCUGCUUUUUGUGGGUACAUUGAACUCACUGAAUGGGCCCUGAAGCAGGGUGUGCAGCCCCACGAGGCAGUCGGUGUUCACCCCUAUCGAGCAUGGUGCCAUGAAGCCCUUCAUACAGAUGUCUCUAAGUGCCCCAUUCAUGCAGCCGCAGAAGCAGGCCAACUGUUGAUUCUGAAGGCUUUUGUCAACUGCAGCGUGCUGUGCCUGGAAUGCAAAAAUGCAGCAGGACAAACUCCCCUGACCAUCGUGUUCAAACACAAGCAUAAAGACUGUGUAUUAUAUUUGCUGAGUAAAAUGUGGUCCACGGUUUCUUUUCUGAAAAUUUCAGUCCCAAUGAGGAUUUAUAUUAAAAUAAAACAAUGGAUCCUCAGAGCUCAGAGUCACAGUCUUCAUAAAAGCCAAUUUUGCGGAGCAAGGGUCUUUGGGGCAAAAGUUGGAGACACUGUGAUGGUGGAUGGUUUCACCAAGCCAAAAAUGACCUCCAAGAGCUGGCAUAAGGCUGGGAACAGGGACUCACAAAGCAUCUUGCCCAAGCUACCAUCUCUCAGCAGACAAACUGCAAGCAGCAAACCUGUCAAUCCUUUGGCAAUUUCACAGUCGGACACAAGAGAACAAGCCCUCAAAUUUCAUCCACUUGUGAAUGCAAGUACAUUCUCUGAAUUACAAAAACAUCAACAACAAAAUCAGAAAAAAAUUGCUGCCAUAGCUAGCAAAAAAGAACAGCUCAUAAAAAACAUAUAUCUUCCCCAAGUCCCCCUCCCUCCAGUUUCAAGAGUGGGAUAUUCACAUCCAUCGUUUUUCUAUGCAACACCCAGUGCUGACUUUUUACUGAAGUCCUCCUUUGCAUCUUUCUCAGAGCACAGUGGAAAGACUCCAAGGGAGAAUGCAAUCUACUGCUUAGCUGUGGCAAGUGCCUUUAAAGAGAAACGAUGGCUUCAGCAGUUAGAAAUAGCAAGAGUCCUGGCCAAAAAGAGCAUUUCUAACUUGACUACCAGAGGAGGCCUGACAGCAUGUGAAAACCCUCUAGAAACUGUGCUUUGAAAAGCACAGCCCCAGUUUGGACAAAGACCUGAUCAAACAGAAUCUCCAGUUCUAAUGUUAACAUCUCUAAUAACAGUUCUAAUGUUAUCAUCUCUAGUAACAGUUCUAACGCCACAUAACUUUUAAUAGGAUAUUUAACCCCACGUUUUCUCGAACUUCAUCACCCUAAGUGAAAAUUUAGUACUUUUUUGUGUAAAGAAUAUGAGGAAUAAUUCAGAAGAAAUUGAGAAUACUAGUUGCCCACAGGGUAGGGGAGCUGAGACAACAGAACACAAGAAAGUGAGAAUUUUUACAGUUCCUUUGUUUGUUUUGUUUCUUAAAAAAAAAAAAAAGUGUGCUUUGGUUUUUUAAGCCAUAUGAAGGUAGAACGUAUUUAAAAAUAAACAAAAAUUUGUAUUUCUA